GAGAGAUCGACCGUACCAUAUAUCAGAAGAUUUAUUUGAUUUUCAUCCCUCUUCUCUUGCUCUCUCACACACUCACACUCACAUACACAUACACAUAUACAUACAAUCAUGGAGUCACCAUCCAUCGACCUCGUGAAUUGUUUCCCCUCUCUCCAAUGCCUCGGCGGCAACGUUCCCGACGAAUGCAAAGGCGGCAAUGUCGUCUGUCCCGUCCUCCCACGCACGCCCAGCGACUCUCAUAUGCGCUUUUCCAAGUCUUCGGGCGUAGCUUCUACGGCUGUGAGCAGUGACUCGGAAAGUAGCUCGGAGCAUUGUGGUCAUCAUAAACGCUCUUCGUCGAUGAUAUCCUCCUCCAAUAACAACAACAAUAACACAUCAUCCAACACAACAACAUCAACAACAACAACCCUCCCCCUCACCCCUCAACGCCCCAUGCGUCCCCACCGCCGCAUCCCGCACACCAUCAUCGAACGCCGCUACCGCGACAACCUGAACACGCAAAUCGAAACUCUCCGCUUGACUCUUCCCUCUCUCAAAAACGCCUACCUCUGUUCUUCAUCUUCAUCUUCUUCCGGUGGAGGAGGUGCGACAAUCGACGUGGAAGACGCAGCUCUCCCGCCACGCUUACCUUCCAAAGCGAUGAUUAUUGCGACUGCGGCGACGUAUAUUAAGGAAUUGGAGAGCGAGAGGGAUGUGGCGGAGGAGAAUGUGAGGAAUUUGCAGCAGCAGGUGGUGGAUUUGCAGAAGUUGAUUCAGUGUAAUGAUUGUAGUAUUUUGCAGUAUUUGCAGGCUGUUGGGGGGAGUGGAGGGAGUGGGAAUCAGGGGGGGAAUCUUGGGGAGAAUGGGAAUGGGAAUGGGGUUUGUGGUGGUGCUGGGCAGGGAGGGGAGUUGCAGCAACAGCAGAUGAUUACUGCUUGAAUGGGGCAGGGAAGUUUCUUUUUUUUUUUCCUUUUUUUUCCUUUUUCUUUUGACGAAUACUAUUAUGAGGAAAAGGAUGGGAUGGAAUGAUUUGGCGUUUUUGUCGGGUUUUUUUUUUUUUUCUCUUUUUUUCUUUUUUCUGGUUCUUGGAGCUCAAGGAGGGAGAAUGGGAUGGGAAUCUUUUCUUUCUAGCGGCAACAGAAAGAAAAGGCAAAAAAGGAAAACAGAACGCAACGGAACAGGACUCGCGUCAGACGAUGACGGCGAUGGAAGGAAACUUGUCGUCGUAUGGAAUUGCAGCGAGGAUAAUGGAAAUCUAGAGUAGAGAUGAAACGAGAUGAGAUGAGAUGCCCAGCUCCAGACAAACAGACAGAUAGUCCAAAACAGAGAGUCCGACAAGAUAUGUAGUCAACACAACAAUCCAACAUAUACUACCUCC
Sphaerulina musiva SO2202 is the source of this 1357-nucleotide messenger RNA. RefSeq lists its product as uncharacterized. The transcript is spliced from 2 exons. The record is from RefSeq and is a predicted model, not a curated record. Gene Ontology annotation, molecular function: protein dimerization activity. Bases 109 to 918 code for a protein of 269 amino acids. Lineage: Eukaryota; Fungi; Ascomycota; Dothideomycetes; Mycosphaerellales; Mycosphaerellaceae.